AUGUACAAACAGUUGAGCAUUGUCGGUGAGCUGGAAGGAAAGCCAGGUUACUUAGCCUUUGGAGGUGUUGUGAUGUCACACGAGACGUACUGCUCGCCUCAACCGUCAACUGCUCAGAAAGCUUGCAGACAAACUCUAACAAGUAGCCUCGGAUUCAUCGUUUCACCGCUAUAUCCAGGAUAUUACCCAAACAACGUAACAUGCAGCUGGCACGUGAUCGCUGAGGAAAAUCACAUCAUACGUCUCCAUUUUCAGUCAUUUGCAGUUGAGCCUCACCCCACGUGUGCUAAUGACUACGUAGAAGUUCGAGACGGUGGAAAUCACGUGUCACGAAACAUAGGAAGAUACUGUGGCCAUACAUACCCACUAGUGAUAGAAUCAUCUUCAAACACAUUAACAAUAAUAUUUAGAGCAAAUGAAGCUGGCAUUUAUACAGGAUUCAAACCGAACUACACUACUAAACCAGGAAAAAGGACCUUUUGCAUUGAAGAUUGUCCUCGAGGCUGCACUUGCGCGAAAUUACCCGGAAGUGACGUCAUGGUGUUGGUAGAGAGUGACUCUUUGGUUUCUUUACCAGGUCAUUACCCAGAAACCACAGCAUUCAUGCUGUUUGGUGAAAACAGAAUAAGUCGGGUUAAUGCCAGAGAUUUUCCCAGACUCCAGUUUCUCAUGUAA
Messenger RNA from Stylophora pistillata, 675 nucleotides. RefSeq lists its product as uncharacterized. Gene Ontology annotation, biological process: adenylate cyclase-activating G protein-coupled receptor signaling pathway; protein phosphorylation; activation of adenylate cyclase activity. Gene Ontology annotation, molecular function: protein kinase activity; G protein-coupled peptide receptor activity; protein binding. Gene Ontology annotation, cellular component: plasma membrane. Lineage: Eukaryota; Metazoa; Cnidaria; Anthozoa; Scleractinia; Pocilloporidae. The record is from RefSeq and is a predicted model, not a curated record.